Messenger RNA from Drosophila innubila, 4131 nucleotides. Its product is annotated as low-density lipoprotein receptor-like. The record is from RefSeq and is a predicted model, not a curated record. The transcript has 12 exons. Gene Ontology annotation, molecular function: calcium ion binding; protein binding. Bases 255 to 3503 code for a protein of 1082 amino acids. NCBI's taxonomy places the organism in Eukaryota, Metazoa, Arthropoda, Insecta, Diptera, Drosophilidae.
CAUUCGGUUUAUUGCUGGCAUUGGCUGGUUAGUCGUUAUUCGUCGUGCUUUGGGCGCAGUCGUGUUGUUUAGCAUAUUAAAGGCCGCUACGCAGACGUCGUAUUUUAGUAACCCAAAGACCAAUAAGAAGUAUUUCAAUAUCCAAGAGGCCGAAAAAAAACGGGGUAUACAAUAUAUCAAGUGCUAAUUAAAAAAUUUUCUAAUUAAAAGUUCAAAUAUAAAAUUGACAUAAAUUGAAAUUCACACAACAUAAAAUGGAUGCGUCGCCUGAAGUCUGCAGUUCAGUCUCAAACACAACAACACAAACAACAACCACUCAACUGAAUACAGGCAACAACAACAGCAGCAGUAACAGCAACAACAACGGCAACAACAACAGCAACAACAACAACAACCACACCAUACAGGAUCCACAGCUGCCCAAAGUAAGCGCCUUCUUUAGCAGCAGCUCCAACUAUCAGAGCCGUGUCCAGCAACUGAUCAGCUUCAGCUUCACAUCCUCGUUUCACCUCAUCUUUAUAACGUGCAUAUUGAGCAUUAGUAAAUUUUGUAAUGCCGCUGCCGUGAAUGCUGCACAAGUGACCGCUGCGGCGCCCAGUCCCAGUUUAAUAAUCUCAAAUUUAAGCGGAUCGGCAUUGCUGGAGAAAAUCAGGAUGACAACCCUGGGACCGCAGUUGGAUAAACUCAAGAGCUUUACACCAGCCGCAGCCAAUAGCAUAAGUUCGGGCAGCAGUUCGAGUAACUCAUUUGGUUCAGCAUUUUUCAACAGUAAAAGCAUCAAUCUCAACAUGGACUUGUUUCUGAAUGUGUCCGGAAAGAUUAAUACGCCAUUGGAUAUAUCCCAAACACUGCCACAUAUCUGCGACGAGAAGCAGUUCCAUUGCUCCAGCGGUGAAUGCAUACCCAUACGAUUUGUCUGUGAUAACGAUGCUGACUGCAAGGACCACAGUGACGAGCAGCAGGAGCAGUGCAGGUUUCCAGAAUCAACUUGUGGCAGCGACCAGUUCCGCUGUAAUAAUGGCAAUUGCAUUCCAAACAAGUGGCGUUGUGAUCGUGAGAGCGACUGUGCCGAUGGUUCCGAUGAGUCCCCAGGGCUGUGCAAGAGUAAAGCAUGCUCGUCAGAUGAGUUCGCCUGCAAGAGCGGCGAUGGCGAAUGUAUUCCACUUAACUGGAUGUGUGAUCAGAGCAAAGAUUGCAGAGAUGGUAGCGAUGAGGCAUCGUGCAAUACCACCUGCCGCUCGGAUGAGUUCACCUGCGGCAAUGAACGCUGCAUACAGAAGCGUUGGGUCUGCGAUCACGACGACGACUGCGGUGAUGGCAGCGAUGAGCGAAACUGCCCCAAAAUCGAGUGUCCAAGGGAUAGCUUCACCUGUGCCAAUGGCGCCUGCAUAAUGAAGAAAUGGGUUUGUGAUUCCGACCCCGAUUGUCCCGAUGGCAGCGAUGAGCAAGGUUGCCAAACACCAAAUAAUAUGACAGCCUGCACGCGACAGGAGUUUCAGUGCAAGGAUCGCAUCACCUGCGUACAUCAGUCCUGGCUCUGCGACGGCGAUCGCGACUGUCCCGACGGCGAUGAUGAAGAUUCAACCAAUUGCAGGAGCGUCACCUGCAGACCAGAUCAGUUCCAGUGCGGGGAUCGCAGCUGCAUUGCCGGACAUCUCACCUGCAAUGGGGAAUCGGAUUGUGCGGAUGGCAGCGAUGAACGCGACUGCAGAUUGUCGGCACAGUCCAAGAGCUGCAACUCGACCAGCCAGUUCGACUGUGGAGGUGGACAGUGCAUUCCCUUGUCCAAGGUCUGUGACAAGCACAAGGACUGUCCCGAUGGCGAGGAUGAGCCCGCGGGCAAGUGUGAAGUGAACGAGUGCGCCUCCAAGAACGGCAACUGCAUGCACCGAUGCGUGGAUCAUCUGGUUGGCUACGUCUGCGAGUGCCAUGAGGGAUACAAGCUGUCCUCCGAUGGCCACACCUGUGUGGACAUCAAUGAGUGCGAGGAGCCAGGCGUCUGCUCCCAGCUGUGCGUGAAUGAGAUUGGCGGAUUCAAGUGCGAGUGCGAAGCGGGUUACAUGCGGGAUCCGCGCAAUCACACCAGAUGCAAGGCCACCGAAGGACACGCCUCCCUCCUGCUGGCCCGACGCCAUGAUAUACGCAAGAUCGCCCUGGACCACAUGGAGAUGACGUCGAUUGUGAACAGCACCAAGUCGGCGACGGCCCUGGACUUUGUCUUUCGCACGGGCAUGAUCUUCUGGAGCGAUGUGACCACACAGAGCAUCUACAAGGCGCCCAUCGACGAGGGCAACGACAAGACGGUGGUACUGAAGCAAUCGUCGGUCACUUCGGAUGGACUGGCUGUGGACUGGAUCUACAACCAUGUGUACUACACGGACACGCACAAGUGCACCAUCGAGCUGACCAACUUUGAUGGCAACAUGGGUAAGGUUCUGAUCGAGGAUGCGCUCGACAUACCACGCUCCAUUGCCCUCGACCCCAUCGACGGAUGGAUGUACUGGUCCGACUGGGGUGCCUCGCCCCGCAUCGAACGCGCCGGCAUGGAUGGCUCCCACCGCACCACGAUCAUCAACUACGACAUCAAGUGGCCCAAUGGUAUCACUUUGGAUCUGGUGCUGAAGCGCAUCUACUGGGUCGAUGGCAAGCUGAACGUCAUCUCCUCGGCCAACUACGAUGGCUCCCAGCGCAGACAGAUCCUCUACUCCACGGAGUAUCUGCGGCAUCCCUUCUCGAUAAGCACCUUUGAGGAUUACAUCUACUGGUCCGACUGGGAGAAGCAGACAGUCUUCAAGGCCAACAAGUUCACUGGCGAAGGUGUUGAACCCAUCACAGCUGUUCACAUGCUGCAGCAUCCUAUGGUCGUGCACGUGUAUCAUCCUUAUCGCCAGCCAGAUGGUGUCAAUCACUGUCAAUCGGUCAAUGGACACUGCUCUCAUCUCUGUCUGCCGGCGCCGCGUAUCAAUGAGCGCAGUCCGCGCAUCUCCUGCGCUUGUCCCACGGGUCUAAAGCUGAUGGCCGAUGGUCUGAUGUGCGUCGAAGAUCAUAAUACAGAAAGUACACGCCCAGUAAAGAAUAAACUAAAAACUACAACAACUAUAACACCUACAAAAACUACAACAGCUUCAACAUACGUGAAAUUACCUGAAGAUGCACCCAGUGCAGUGCCUGCAGACAAAGGAUCCGCGGCAAAUGCAACACACAAAGAUGACAGUAGCUCGGAACCAGCAAAAACACAAGAGCAGAAAUCGGGACUGAUAACAGUAGUUGUCAUCGUUGUACCCAUUGUUGCAAUAUUAGUUCUUGCAGGUGCAUGCUAUGUGUUCAUUAAGAGAUACCCGAAGCGGGGAAAUUCAAUGAAUUUUGUGAAUCCCACGUACAAUAAGACUACGGAGGAUACGUUCAGCUUGGAGAAGAACGCGCCCAUCAAUGCAAACAGUAAAUAUGCACCGGCAUUGGAUGAGGAGGAACCGUUGCGUGUUGAGGGCACAGAGUGUGUGUAAAAUUAAAGCAGAAGUAAGCCAUAUAAUGAGACAUAUCCAAACAUACUGCGGUUUAUCAGCAGCAGCUAAGACACCAACAACAAGAAAACUCCUAUUAUCAAGUCCUUUAAGUUAAGGCACCUCACUCAAAGAAACAAAGAGUAAAACUUUUGUUUAGCAAGUAGAAAGAAGCAUGCCAAAAAAAAAAGACAGCAACAACAACAACGACCAUAAUAACAAAUUUAACAACAUGGAAUCCACAACAGAAAGUAAAUUCAAUCACAACAACUAAAUGAACUACAAGUUAAACCACAACAAUUAAAUAUUGUGCUAUCAUGGGGAAAGAAAAUACUCAACAAAUUUAAUUUGUUGCCUAGUUUAACAUUUUAUUUAAAUUUAACAUAAAACACGCCCACAUUCACAUACGCCCACAAACUAAUACGCAACUUUUGCGGCUGGGGGAAACCUUUUGAGAUCAACAUGUAGCGUCAAAAUACACCCACACACAAGCACACACACAUUUGUAUGUACACUCACAACCACACACGCAUUCUCAUACUCACACACACACACACAUACACACGCAGGGAGCGAGCCACAAAGACACUUUCAUAUUCGAAAUUCAACCUUUCGCUUUAAGUAAAUGAAA